This is a messenger RNA of Rhodotorula toruloides NP11, 1170 nucleotides long. RefSeq lists its product as uncharacterized. NCBI's taxonomy places the organism in Eukaryota, Fungi, Basidiomycota, Microbotryomycetes, Sporidiobolales, Sporidiobolaceae. The transcript is spliced from 3 exons. Bases 1 to 1170 code for a protein of 389 amino acids. The record is from RefSeq and is a predicted model, not a curated record.
AUGGUCGCCCCGUACACCUUCGAAGUUGGAUCCGAGUGGCCGGAAUGGGACAAGGGGAACUUCCUUGCCAUGCGUUUCAUCCAGAAGUGCAUCAACGACGGCUUUGCUCGCAAGGAGCUCUCCCUCGCUGGCAAGCCGCACCAAGGCGACGCUCCGCCCUUCAGGAUGGUCUGCAACUACCACGACUUCGUCAAAGACGACCCGCUCGUCCCGACGCCCGCGAACAAGACCUGCACCUUCUUCGUCCAGCUCGAGCCGGUCGUCGACGAAGAGCGCAAUUGCGUCACCGCGAGCAACCUCGAGCACAAUCACCGACUCGAGCUCAAGCGCCACUGUUUUGAGCACCUUCGCGAGGAGGAAGGAGCGGUCAUCGACGAAUGCCGCGAGGCUAUCAAGAAACUCGCCUUCGAACAGGCGGAGCGGUUGCGCAAACGCUUCGACAACUGGUUCCCGACUGAGCCCAAAGCUGUGCUCUUCGAGCUUCAAGACCAGCUCAUCCAGGAUUACGGCGCAGCCUUCUCGCGGAAUGAGGCCGAUGCGCUCGUCGUCGCGCUCAAGCACAAGAGGCUGUAUCUCGAAGAGCCCGAGACCGACUUCUCGCCCACUCCUUCGCCGACAAGCACGCCCAUUGCGCGAAAGCGUGAACUCCCCGAGCUCGACGGUCCCGCUUCAUCAGCAAAGAAGAGGCGGCAGACUCAGGCGGAGGACGCAGUAGACAAGCCGAUGGGGGACAAGCAGGAGGGGAAGAAGGCGAGCGGAUCGCAGGCGCGCAAAGGCAAGAAGAAACCCGUUUCAGAAGGUGCGUCCCCCGCGUCCUUGCGCUGGUCACCAGCUCAUCACAAUUGCCUCUCGAAGGCCGGCGAGUGUGAGCCGCGUGACAAGGGCAAGGGCAAGGGCAAGCAGGCUGCGCCUCCCACCUUUGCCAACUUCCUCUCCAGCUUGAGCGAGUCUUUCGACUUCUCGCGCUAUGAGCCGCACUUCGCCGCACUCGACAUUACGUCCGAAGCACAAUUGCUCGAGGUCGCAACGGGUGGAGCAGACGAGUUAGGCGCGCUGUUGAACGAGUUGGAGAAGGAAGUCAAUUUGCCGGAUGGGACGAAGUUGAGCGGGAUGAAGAAGCCCUGGAGGAGCCGCUUGAAGAAGCUGUUAGACGAGCGGGCGGAGGCUUAG